AUGCUGUCAUGGAAUGUGAGGGGUUUGAAUAAUCCUCAUAAGAGAGAUGUUGUGAAGAAUCUUUUACGGGAAUGGAAGUGUGAUAUCGUAUGUGUUCAAGAAUCUAAACUUGACAGCACAAAUUCCAGCUUGGUUAAAAGUCUCUGGGGUAGUCCCUUUGUAGACUGGGGGGCUUUAGAUGCCAUACAUACAUCUGGGGGUGUUAUUCUGAUGUGGGAUAGACGGGUUUUUGAGAGAGUAGAUUCAGUGGUUGGAAGUUUUUCAAUUUCUGUUGUGUUGAAGGGUGUGUCAGAUGGCUUUGAAUGGAUUUGUUCAGGGGUGUAUGGACCGACUGAUGGAAGUCUUAGGGAUGCUAUGUGGGCAGAAUUAGACUUAGUGAGAUCACGGUGGGCUGGGGCUUGGUGCUUGUUGGGAGAUUUCAAUGUUAUCCGUUACCCGGCUGAGAGACUUGGCUGUAACUCGUUCAGUCCAGCCAUGUUUAAAUUCUCGGAUUUCAUUGCUAAACAUUCGCUGAUUGAUCUGCCUUUGGUAGGAGGUGAAUAUACUUGGUUUCGAGACUCUGAUAGUCCUUCUAUGUCCAGACUUAAUAGAGUUUUGAUGACAGCAGAUUGGGAAGAGCAUUUCUUAGAUGUGACUCAAAGAACUCUCCCCAGGGUGGUGUCAGAUCAUUGUCCUUUGCUAGUAGAGGCUGGUGGUAUGUCGAGGGGGAAGAGCCCUUUUAGAUUUGAAAAUAUGUGGUUAAAAGUGGAGGGUUUUGUGGAUAUGGUUCGUCAUUGGUGGAAUGGUUAUCAUUUCAUAGGACCUCCAAGUUAUGUUCUAGCUUGUAAAUUGAAAGCCCUUAAAAGGGAUUUGAAGCAUUGGAACAAGAAUGUUUUUGGAGAUGUAGCUUUUAGGAAAAAGAGUCUUUUGACAGAGCUCUUAGACAUUGACAUGAGAGGAGAGAUGCAGGUGUUGACUCAAGAGGAUAGGACUAGAAGGUCGGUGGUUAAAUCAGAUAUAGAUUUUCUAGCUUCCCUGGAAGAGAUUUCUUGGAGGCAGAAAUCCAAGGCUCUUUUUAUCAAGGAAGGUGAUAACAACACACGGUUCUUUCAUAGAAUUGCCAAUUCCCAUAGGCGAACAAAUCAGAUUAGGGGAGUGGAGGUGGAUGGCGUUCUCUUUGAGGAGGAGUCAGAUGUUAUGGAUCAAGUGGUGGAUUUUUACAAGAGAUUAUAUUAG
This is a messenger RNA of Quercus lobata, 1215 nucleotides long. RefSeq lists its product as uncharacterized. The transcript has a single exon. Gene Ontology annotation, molecular function: catalytic activity. NCBI's taxonomy places the organism in Eukaryota, Viridiplantae, Streptophyta, Magnoliopsida, Fagales, Fagaceae. The coding region runs from base 1 to 1215 and encodes 404 amino acids. The record is from RefSeq and is a predicted model, not a curated record.